Molecule: messenger RNA, 3081 nt
Organism: Cherax quadricarinatus
Lineage: Eukaryota; Metazoa; Arthropoda; Malacostraca; Decapoda; Parastacidae
Source: RefSeq, a predicted model, not a curated record
CGUCGUAAUUUUUUUUUAUCUGCUAAAUGCGAGUUAUUUGUGCAUCACAGUACUGUGUGAGAUUGUAGCCGGAGGAAGGGUUCACACGGUCCCCGGGUCGUCAUAACCUUUCUACCCAACAGUUACUCAGAAACAGAUUUGUUGUUACUUUCGAGCGCUGUUGUUCUCGCUGGUGAUCUCAGUGACUUACAGUGUACUCGUGGUUAACUUAAAAUGGAUUUCAGUGAGGCGUAUGACGACACCAACACGUCUGUGGGCCUCGCUGCUCGUCUUGGAGAUGCUAAGUUACUUAAGGUGAAGAAAACUAUGAGACUACGACCACCUGUUUCCCUCAAGGGAGGUUCCUUGACGCUGGAGCUGCUGCAGACUGGCCAUCCGACUAAUGGACAUGACAACCGAGGAUGGCGUCCAUUGCAUGAGGCAGCAGCAGGUGGUCAUGUAGAGUGUGUUCGCUUCUUAUUGUUGGCAGACGAUGUUGAUGUCGAUGCUCUGACACAUGAGAGUACAACUGCUCUGCAGUUGGCUUGUUUACCACAGUCGAGCCAUAGUGAAGUGGUGAAGCUUUUGCUUAGUGCUGGUGCUGACCCAAACAUGAUGUGUGGUGAUAAUUGGGCUUUGCCACUACCUAAAGCUGUGGCAAACAAGAAUUUGGAAACUGUCAGGUAUUUGCUGGAUGCUGGUGCUGAUCCAAAUCGGGAAGACUAUGAGUCUGGGAUGCCGUUUCAUGUUGCUGCUGCAAAGGGCUUAUUGGAGAUCGUGCAGUUGCUUCUAGAAAAUGGUGCCGAGAUCAACAGGUUUGAUGAGUCUGAACGAACAGCUCUACAUGUACUCACAUAUCGCCAGUACAAAGAUUGUAAUACUUUUCCAGUUCUUGAGCUGCUAUUGAAAAGAGGUUGUGAUGUCAAUGCAAGAAUGCAAGAUGGUACCACAGCACUUAUGCUGGCUGUACAGAGCAAUUGGAAGGAUGCAGUGAACAAGCUGCUGGAACAUGGGGCUGAUGUCAAUGUAAUGAAAGCAGAUGGUGUGCUGGCUCUUCAUUUUGCUAUUGAAUUUUGUCUGGAUUACAGUGAAGAACAUUCAUGUGGCAAUAGUGAUGAAGAUGAGACCAAUGUUGACCCAGGAUGUAGUGACCUUUUAGAAAAGAUCCUCAGUCUUACCUCCAUGGAGCACAUUGUUCCCAAGUCGACAAGUGUCAUCAAAUAUAGCCUCUUUCACCUGGCUGUUGAGUGGAAUAGGUUUAAUGCCCUGAAAGCACUAGUGGAGACUGGAGUGCCUCCAGACAAGUUCCUGCAGGAGAGUAGCAAUGCUGCUCUGGAUGAAGCUGAUGUCAAUCUCUUCCGUCAGGUACCUCUGAUGCUACAUUUAGGAACAAGUGUUGAUACGCCACUUGGUUUCCUCCUCUCCAAGCCUUUCACCAGACAAAGGGUGGACAUAGCAAAGUUUAUGAUUGACAAAGGAAGUAGUGUUAAUGCCGUGACUAGAGAGUGCCUACCUCCUCUAGUAGCUGCUGUCAAGCACCAACGCAUCUCCUACAGUGAGGGUGCUCUUGGCUCAGAGGUUGUGCAAUAUCUACUUAACCAUGGUGCAGAUGUUAUGUAUAAAAUGAGUGAGAGUGAUAUUCUUCCUGUAGCACUGUAUGUUUCAUCUCUAUUCAAUGUGGUUGCCUUCUUCAAACUUUUGCAACAGGGCAUGCCAGCUCAUCAAGUGUUCAACCGCAGUGCUCUUGAGAAACUUAGUCAUCACUAUUCUGUCUCUGGAUUUUAUACAGUAUAUUCUAUGUUUCCUUGGCGUGUGAUAACGUGGCUGCACACACUCAACUUAUUCAUCCCACAACUGGGAUUGGAUACGAGGCUUCUCUAUGACCAAGGCAGAAUGGUGGAUGAUGAAAAUCUUAAUAAAGCAUGGAAUAACUUGGACAACAUUAUUAGUUCACCCAAGACAUUGCAGCAGCUGUGUGCAUUGGCAGUACGACAAGCUGUUGGGGAAGUUAGAGGCUGGAAUCAGCUACCAUCAUCUCUCAAUCAGCUAAAACUCAUGAAUGCACCACUUCCUCCUAUAAUUAUGAGCCUCUUGCAGUUUACACAGGUGUCCCAUAGAUCGAUCGCCAGCCCACUCAGCUCACACAACUGAGGUCCGGAGUUCGAUGGUAUGGCUGGAAAUCAUUAGGGACAUGUUUCCAUAAGACACCUGCUGUCCCUGUUUACUCAUCAUUAUACAAUGGGUACCUGACCAACCAGCAUCACGUCAAAGCAAUGGAGAAGAUCCAGCCAGAUUAGUAAUCAGCCCAGCCAUCAUCUGAUCUUGGUAUGAUAACCAUGCUAUGCAUUUUGUACAGUAAAUAAAGUGUAUGUUGGAUUUAAACUGAUGUUUGAUUUCAUUUGUUCAUUUAACUAUUUGUGUGCACCUGUAUGGCUGUAUCGCUGGUGCUGUGAUAAGCUGGCCUCAAGGUUUCAACUUUAAGCACAAUUUUUGACUACUUGUUUGUGGUUUAUUGGGUUCAAAAUCUAAAUUAAGCUAAAUGCAAACAUGAACAGACACAGAAUAAAAUGAACGAAUACAGUGAGUAACUGGAACUAAUGAAGGAAACAGUCAAAUAAGCGAGCUCGAGCUGUUAGGGUGCUACGGGGCUUCAGUACAGUGACAAGUGUGUCUUUGUGGGUUACUCGCAUUACAUCACAAAAUUAAACAAUUGCUAUAUUUGCACUAGCAGCACUUGAUCAACAUUUGACCUUAGCAUUCUAUAUCUUAUUAGGAAGCUCUCAAGGUCUGUUCUAAAAGUCUUAAUAGCAAAAGACCAAGAAACUAAACUGAAUCUGAAUUUAUGUGAAAAACUUAGUGUUUAGUGUUAGAUUGCGCUAAUUUUUUCGGCUGUUUAGCAGUUUAGCGUAGCUAAUUUUUUAGUUAAUGGAUUAGCAGUUAGUGAAGCUAGCUUUUUGGUUAGCUGUGCCCACCACUGUUAUUAUUAUUAUUAAUUAUUAUUAUCAAAAAAAUGUUUACUUAUAUGUUCCAAUCUAAACACAUGGUUAACACGUCCCCUACUCUUCCUAAAACCUUGUUCAUCUGUAAUCCUGCUAUAUGAAU